This is a messenger RNA of Drosophila gunungcola (fruit fly), 2091 nucleotides long. RefSeq names its product Y+L amino acid transporter 2. Gene Ontology annotation, biological process: amino acid transmembrane transport. Gene Ontology annotation, cellular component: membrane. Bases 193 to 1722 code for a protein of 509 amino acids. The record is from RefSeq and is a predicted model, not a curated record. The transcript has 10 exons. NCBI's taxonomy places the organism in Eukaryota, Metazoa, Arthropoda, Insecta, Diptera, Drosophilidae. Gene Ontology annotation, molecular function: L-amino acid transmembrane transporter activity.
UCAGCGCGGAAUCGAGCAGCCGGUGGUUGUCAGUCUGCUCUAUCCGCUGGUUGCUUGCGGUUCUCGUUCUCCGUCGGAGCUUGCUAGCAACUGAUUGUAACUUUCAGUUAGUAAACCGUUUUUUUUUAUGCGAAAAGCGCUCGAGCCUCUUAAGCAGGAAACUUUUAAAGUGCAGAACGCAGUGCUGACAGGAUGGAAACGGAGUCGUUGAAUCGGAAGAACUCCUCGCGGAAGAGUUCGAUUGUGAAUGGAAACGGGAGUGGAGAUGCCUCCACGAAGUUGACCAAUGGCGAUGGGGGGGAUGGUGGCGAUGGAGGCGGCGGAGGUGAGGUGACACUGAAGGCCAAGAUGAGCCUGCUCAAUGGCUGCACGGUCAUCGUGGGCUCCAUCAUCGGAUCGGGCAUUUUCGUGUCGCCCACGGGAGUGCUAAUGUACACGGGCAGUGUUAACCUGGCUCUCAUCGUAUGGGUCAUUUCCGGACUCUUCUCGAUGGUGGGUGCCUAUUGCUAUGCGGAGUUGGGAACGAUGAUAACCAAGUCGGGAGCUGACUACGCCUACAUCAUGGAGACCUUCGGACCCUUCAUGGCCUUCAUCCGCCUGUGGAUCGAGUGCAUGAUCGUGAGACCCUGUUCGCAAGCCAUAGUGGCCCUCACUUUCAGCACCUACGUCCUGAAGCCCUUCUUCCCGGAGUGUUCUCCGCCGGAGGAUUCAGCCCGCCUCCUCGCCGUCUGCUGCAUACUCGUGCUAACCCUAAUCAACUGCUGGGAUGUUAAAUGGGCGACCGCUGUGCAGGAUAUCUUUACGUAUGCCAAACUGUUGGCCCUGUUUGUCAUCAUUGCCACUGGCAUGUACCAACUUUCACUGGGCAAUGUGCAAUACUUUACUUUCGAGAAUUCGGACACUAAAGUAACCUCCAUUGCCUUGUCCUUCUACUCUGGUCUCUUUGCCUACAAUGGAUGGAACUACUUGAACUUUAUUAUUGAGGAGCUGAAAGAUCCCGUCAAGAAUCUGCCGCGCGCCAUUGCAAUCAGUUGCACGCUGGUCACUGUGGUCUACGUCAUGGCGAAUGUGUCCUUCUACACCAUUUUGUCGCCGGAUGAGGUCCUGGGCUCCUCGGCCGUGGCAGUGACAUAUGCGGAGCGGGCCUUUGGCAUGCUGGCAUGGACCAUUCCAGUGUUCGUGGCCUUGUCUACUUUUGGAGCAGUUAAUGGCAUCCUGCUGACCUCCUCCCGAUUGUUUUAUGCCGGAGCCAACAAUGGCCAGAUGCCCGAGAUCCUCACCAUGAUCCAGAUCCAGAGAUUCACGCCCACUCCUGCGGUUUUGGCCAUGGCCUUGCUAUCCAUGUUGUACCUGACAGUAUCUGACAUUUUUGCGCUGAUCAACUAUGUGGGUUUUGCCACUUGGCUGAGCAUUGGAGUGGCUGUGCUGUGCCUGCCCUGGUUGAGAUGGGCCCAACCCAAUCUUCCCCGACCCAUCAGAGUGCCCAUGGUCUUCCCCAUUGUCUACCUGAUUGCCACCAUGUUCGUGACCGUGGUGCCCAUGUACGCCAGUCCCGUGGAGACCGGAUAUGGCAUCCUGAUGAUUCUAUCCAGCAUACCCGUCUACCUGGUCUUCAUCGCCUGGAAGAACAAGCCUAUUUGGUUCCAAAGGACCAUGGGCGGACUAACACAAGUUCUACAGAAAAUGAUGAUGGUUGUGCGUCCCAAAGCGGCGUCAAAGUAAGCCUCACACGAUUCCUACAAAAACUGCUCAUGGUACUCGGCAAGCAGACGAAACCAGCUCAGGUGUAAAAAGUGCAGAAAGUUUGGGAAUGUUUGGAAAAAAGAGCAGAGAUUAGAUUUGAAGUUAGCCAAGAGCAGAGAAAAGCAUUUAUAAGCACACAUUUGAUUGCAUUCUUGCAUUAUAUAGACAACGUAAACGCUUUUGUGUAGCCAACCAAUGAUAUACAUCAAAAACACACGAAAAUUUCUGCCAGCUUCUGGGCGAUAUAUACUAUACACAUAUAUAUUUUUAUAUACCCAGGGUAAGUUGUGUCCAGUAGGUUUACAAUAAAUACUAAAUUAAGGUUCAGCUCUGGUUGCUAACUUUAUG